Humulus lupulus (European hop) is the source of this 1627-nucleotide messenger RNA. Its product is annotated as NAC domain-containing protein 2-like. Gene Ontology annotation, molecular function: DNA binding. The coding region runs from base 148 to 1032 and encodes 294 amino acids. Gene Ontology annotation, biological process: regulation of DNA-templated transcription. The record is from RefSeq and is a predicted model, not a curated record. The transcript has 3 exons. Lineage: Eukaryota; Viridiplantae; Streptophyta; Magnoliopsida; Rosales; Cannabaceae.
GUCACAGAGCGAAGAAGAAGAAAGAAGAAAGAAGAAAGAAGUAGUAGAAGCAGAAGUAGAAGCAGUAGUUGAAGAGAGAGAAGCGAAGACAGAUAAUAAAAAAUCAGAAGCAAGAGAAGAAAGAAAAAAGAAGAAGAUCAAUCGUGAAUGACGAGCACUGGUGAAUUGAUUUUGCCACCCGGUUUCAGAUUUCACCCCACGGACGAAGAAUUAGUAAACCAUUAUCUGUGUAGAAAAUGUUCUUCGCUUCCGAUCGCAGUUCCCAUAAUCAAAGAGAUCGAUUUAUACAAAUUCGACCCAUGGCAACUUCCUGAAAUGGCUCUUUACGGUGAGAAGGAGUGGUAUUUCUUUUCCCCAAGGGACCGAAAAUAUCCAAACGGUUCAAGGCCGAACCGAGCCGCAGGAACCGGUUAUUGGAAAGCGACUGGGGCCGACAAGCCCAUUGGAAAGCCCAAACCACUUGGAAUAAAAAAGGCCCUAGUAUUCUACGCGGGCAAAGCCCCCAAAGGUGUCAAGACCAACUGGAUCAUGCACGAAUAUCGCCUCGCUAACGUGGAUCGCUCCGCUGGGAAGAAAAACAACUCUCGGUUAGACGAUUGGGUGUUGUGUCGAAUCUACAAUAAAAAGGGUAGCAUAGAGAAAAACUAUCCAACGAAUCAGGUGAUGAAGAUGGAGGAAUUCCCUGAAAUUGAGGACACAAAACCCCAAAUUAUUCCCUUGGCUUUCCACAACGACCACUUGUAUAUGGACACGUCGGAUUCCGUACCGAAGCUGCAUACGGACUCGAGCUGCUCGGACCACGUGCUUUCUCCCGAGGUCACGUGCGAUAGGGAGGUUCAGAGUGAACCCAAAUGGAAUAAUAUUAGUGAUGAUGUGUUAGAUAAUGCCUUUGAUUUUAACUUCAACUUCAUGGAUGGGUUCUCAGAUGACCCUUUUGGGUCUCAGCUGCAAAUUCAAUACCCAAACCCAAUGGAUCAGCUCUCCCCAUUCCAGGACAUGUUCUCCUUCAACUUCGUGCAGAAACCCUAUUAAUCAUCUACUUAUUAAACAAAAUUAAAAAAAAUGGGUAACCUUCAUUUGGGCCCAAGAUUAUUUUAUUAGAAAUAUAUAGAAAUUGCAGAAAUUUCAGCAUAUUCUUGUAAUGUGGCCCAGGAAAUCUUUGUCUUGAUUCGUCCACAACUGAAAAAUGUCAGAGAGAUUAAUAGCUUGCCCAGAUUGGAAGACCAAAUUUGUGGGUUUUGAGAAUGGAAUGGGUAUUGUUUGGUGGAGUUGGAGUUGAAUGAUGGAUUUGAUCGUACGGUGGUGAGAAGUAGUUGAAUGAUCAUGAUCUUGAACAGGUCAGGGGAUGGUAUGGCUCCUAUUAGCUGAUAGUCAUGUUAAUAGUACGUAUGACUGUAGAAAAUUCUUGUAUUGGUCUGAUCUGAUCGAUUGUAGCAAAAUUUAUUUUAUUAAUAUUUUUUUUGAAUAUAAUGGAAUAGUCAUGUUGCUACAAAUUAGAAAUUGCAUGUGCUCAUGAACUUUGUAAAAAUUAAAAUAUGGGCUUCAUGUAACUAUUUAAUAUGAAAAUUAAUUCUCAUAUUCCCAUACUAAAUUCUGAAAUAAAAUCCUAAACUUACUUUUCCUCUUC